AUGACUGCGAAUGGGUACGUGGUGAGCGUCGCCAAGAGCGUGGAAGCAAACACGGUGCAGGGGCUGCAAGCGCAGCAGCGCGUGCUGGCGCUAGCCCAGAGCCGCGGCGUCGGAAUAGUCCAGAUGAACGGUCAGCGCAUCUACGGCCCGCCCCGCUGCUGGGAAGGCCCGCCGCCCCCGCGCGGCUGCGAGGUUUUCGUCGGGCGGCUGCCGCGCGACGUGUACGAGGACGAGCUGGUGCCCUUCUUCGAACGCGUCGGCACAAUUUACGUGCUGCGGCUUAUGAUGGACUUCAGCGGCACGAACCGCGGCUUCGCCUUCGUGCAGUACACCACUCCGGAGGCGGCCGCGCUCGCAGUUCGCCAGCUCGACGGCUGUCACCUGCGGCCGGGCCACGAGAUCGGCGUCGUCCCAUCCGUGGACAACUGCCGCCUCUUCAUAGGCGGCAUCGCCCAGGACAAGAGCAAGGCCGAGGUCCACGAGCAAUUGGCGCGCAUCGUGGAGGGCGUGGAACGGGUGAUAAUGUACCCAGACGAGGACGGCAAGGCACUGAACCGGGGGUACGCGUUCGUCGAGUUCCGGACGCACAGGUACGCCGCCAUGGCCCGCCGCCGGCUCGUGCAGCUGUGGGGACACAGCAUGGCGGUCGACUGGGCCGAACUGGAGCCGCAGUGCGACGAAGAGGUCAUGAAACAGGUGAAAAUUCUUUAUGUGCGAGGUCUCUCAGCAGCGACAACAGAAUAUGAUAUACGGGCAAUGUUUGAAAGCGUGGCGGAGGAGGGAUGUAUAUCAAGGGUUAAAAAGGUGAAAAACUUUGCCUUUGUCCAUUUUAAAGAUAGAGAGAAUGCUGAAAAAGCAUUGAAGCAUUGGAAUGAGAAGAAGGUACAUGGAUCUGACUUGGAAGUGACUUGGGCAAAACCUGCAGACAAGUUACAAAAAAUUCCAACAGUGAGACGUAAGCAAACAGAAUCUACCAAGCAGAUGUCAAGGGAUUGGUCAAACCUAAGCAAUUUGGUGACUUCCUCAUGCAAAGAUUCAGUGAGAUGUGGACCACAGUCUAUGGUACUUCCCAGUUGUGCCCCUUCUUACGAGCCGGUGAAUUCUGUGUCUGCAAACUAUCCACUGUCACAUGUAAGUUACCAAAAUGUGUCCUGUUCUCCAUUACCAUUGAAGAAAGAUGCUUCAUACCCACUGUACUCUCAGCUCUUCAGCUACUCACAAAGAGAUGUUGUAGGAAAUGGAGCACCUUUAUCAGUCAUUGCUGCUCAGCCUUCUGAUGUGACGACAUUUACACCUGGAACCAUCAUAUCACAUACACCACUGCCAUCACCAUCUAGUUAUUAUUAUGCAUGGUUCUCUCAGAGUGAACAACGCCAGGAUAAACAAUAUCACAACAGCCUUCCAGGGUAUGAACUGAACAACAACAUUUACAUGCCCUCAUAUCAGUACUUCUGAAUGUUAAUUCAGAAUACGUUGAUGAUGGACUGAAGAAAACUGUGAUAAAAAAACUGGCAUUUCUUCCCUGUGGAAGAAUUGGUACCUUAUAUAUGUAGCAGUAUUCAAGUUGUUCAGUAUUUUUGAGAUUGCACUGUUAAGGUAACAUGUCAGAUAGACAGGGUGAACCAAGACACCACUGACAAAAUUUCAGAGGUUUUUAUAUGCCAAAAUACUCAGAUAAUACUCCUGAACAACCUUAACAGUUUUGUCAGUGGGGUUCUGGUUCACCCUGUAUUUUAAUUUGAGACAACAGUUGAAAAUUCAGUGUUUUAUCUAGUUUUUAAUAAUAUUUGUUAACACACUUGAGUCUGAAGUGUAUAUAUAACAAUAACAAACAAAUUAUCAUCGUUUGUUGCUAACUAGAUUGAAUUUGAAACUUCCUGGCCCUGGCAGAUUAAAACUGUGUGCCACACCGAGGCUCGAAUUCAGGACCUUUGCCUUUCACGGGCAAGUGCUCUACCAUCUGAUCUACCCAAGCAUGACUCGUGCCCCCUCCUCACAGCUUUACUUCUGCCAGUACCUCGUCUCCUACCUUCCAACUUUACACAGGUGCUCUCCGCAAUAUCCUUUCUUUCAGGAGUGCUAGUUCUGCAAGGUUUGCAGGAGAGCUUCUGUAAAGUUUGGAAGGUAGGAGACAAGGUACUGGCAGAAGUAAAGCUGUGACGACAGAGCGUGAGUCGUGAUUGGGUAGCUCAGAUGGUAGAGCACUUGCCCGCGAAAGGCAAAGGUCCCGAAUUCUAGUCUCGGUCAGGCACACAGUUUUAAUCUGCCCGGAAGUCUCAUAUCAGCGCACACUCUGCUGCAGAGUGAAAAUCUCAUUCUAGAUUGAAUUUGCUUAUUAUUCCUCAGAAGUCCUCAAUUAGUAGAGUCCUCAAAUUCAUAGUAUUUUUUCACAUCAUCUCGUAUUAGCAUUGUAAUAAUUUGGAAAGAUGUCAUGAACAUGUGAAUGACUUGCAUUUACUAAAAUAAUCAUUGUGUUACUUCAUAAGCAGUAAUUGGUUGAGUUAUGAUUUUUUGAAAUAUGUAACAAGGUUUUAUAUAACAUUAUUGUCUAACGUACUAUGAACUUCAGUUCAUUAGUACAGCAUUUUUCAUGCAUAUAGCUCCAUUGUCAGUCAUUUACCGUGUUCUGUAAGUCUUGUCAAGAGGGAGAGCCUUUGGGAAUGUGGUAUGAGUCAAUGUAUACAUUAACAUGAGACGAAUAUGUCACAAAAACCUAAUCUACUACUUUGAAAAAUAGCUGAUGACCCUUCAUUUUCAUUAUAUACCUGGUUUUAGUAGCUUAAUAUUUAUGUCACUAUUUGAAUUUAUAAAUACAAGAAGCCUUACAUAACUUGUGUAAAAUGUGAGUGUGCGCCAAUAUUUAGUUUAGUGGAAUAAUGACAAUAUUAUGAAAAGAAUAGAUUGCUUCUCACCAUGUAGAGGAGAUGUUAGGUACAGUUCCAUACUUUUAAACAAAUAGUUGCAGUAACAUCAGCAAACACAUACGGAUUAGUUUUCACAUUUUAUGCAAGGUAUUUAGAGCACAUUUAUCAAAGUUACUUACAUUUAAAAAUUCAAAUAAUAAAUGAGUCAGGACUGGGAGUAGACUUUUAGUUUCAAAUCUAACUGGGAUUCAUACCAAGGGUAUGAAUCAAAGCUAAAGGGAGCAUUGUGUGUGCAACACAAUGAUUAUUUUAGAAAAUAUAAGUCAUUCAUGUGUUUGUAAAAUCUUUUCAAAUUACUGCAGUGCUAAUCUGAGUCUAAUAAUAUUGUAAAGAUUUAUUUAAUAAAUUCCUACCAUUUGUCUUGAGUUGGGAGAUGUGAAAACAUUAUUUUGAAUUUGAUGAUAUUAUCAAUUGAGGAACCUUGAGAAAUAAUAAAAAGAAAUUAGUGAAAUUGAAAUAUCUUUAUUUUCCUCUCUUUUUUCCUGUCAUGCUUACAGUCCAGUCUCAAGUGUGUUUAGAAAUAUUGUUGCAGCAUAGUUAAAGAUCAUGCUUUUUGCGAGUUCUCAAAUCCUCUGCCAGAUUAGGUUACUAACGCUACCACAGCAACAAUGUACAACUAUAGACUGUAUAUUUGUAUUUCCACUGAAGAUAUUUUUAAGACUCAUAUAUAUUCGAUGUCAGUGAGCAAAUUGUAUCUCUAUAGCUCUGUAUGUGUAAGUGUUUCGUCUUUUGACAUUAUUGAUUAUUUAUUAUUUUUAUGUUCCUCAAUAUCAACUGAAUGCCUUUCAAGCGAAUAAAAAUAGUUUUUUAAAAAUACUUUUCCUUUAAAAUUUAAAUUAAAAAAGACACGAAUCUGAAAUAUUAUUUUGAACAAAAUAGUUAGAAAUUACUGCCUUUCAUAAAAAGGAAAGUUUAAAGAAAUUAGUGAGGAGAAGUAAUAAAGUGUAAAGAGAAUUGGUUAAGUUCCUGUUAUUACACUAAGUAUUGCUUUUAUUUCAUAUAAUGAUAAGUUUUGUAACAAUUUAAUGUUCAGUAGUUAUAUAAGUCGUCAGCUGCAGUGUCAUAAUGCUGUGGAUAUUUUAUGAAAUGGGAUGACACUUUAAAUCAGCAAUAAUUGGAAAUCUCAGGGACAUAUUUGUUUCAAUGUGCUGGCAAUGCCAUAUUCUUUUGAACCUUAUGACUUAUUAAAGAACUGUUGAAGUAAUUAACAUUCUGGGUUUGUAAUGUUUAUAUUUUAUUUCAUUUUAUAAAAAGUAGCUUGACUUAACAGCAAAUUGUGGCUUGUGUUAUUUUCUGUUUCCAAUUCUAAUAGGAAUAAGUUGUUAAGUGAUUUAAUAACAUAAUGGAGCCACUACUUGUGUGGUCAGGGUGAAAGAACUCCUAUUAAUUUUAAAGAUACAGAUGUGAUUGGUAUCAUUUGUUUUCUAGAAAAUAACAACUCAGAAAAUUUUAGAUUUUACUCUGAAUUAAGCAGUGAAACAGUCCAGUAAAAUCCAUGUUUAUCAAUGAAGUCAUUUCUGACAUUGUUUUAAAAUUUUAUUACUGCUUUUAGAAGGAUAUGAGUAAAGACAAUGUUUUAAAAAUGUUGUACAGUACUUCUGCAUUGUGUUCAUUUAGUAGUAUGACAGCAUUAUGACAUCACAGUAACUUGGAGGCUUCCAAUGUAAUUUGCAUCAUGAGCACACAAUAGUAAGAUUUUUCUUUUAGUAUUCAUUUCAGUCUGCAAGUUUCGUUAAUACUAUAUAUGUAAUAAUGUUGCUAUUGGUAAAUACAAAAUA
Messenger RNA from Schistocerca gregaria, 4702 nucleotides. RefSeq names its product probable RNA-binding protein 46. NCBI's taxonomy places the organism in Eukaryota, Metazoa, Arthropoda, Insecta, Orthoptera, Acrididae. Gene Ontology annotation, cellular component: nucleus. The coding region runs from base 1 to 1455 and encodes 484 amino acids. The transcript is spliced from 7 exons. Gene Ontology annotation, molecular function: mRNA binding. The record is from RefSeq and is a predicted model, not a curated record.